AUGUUGCCCCGGGCGCCAAUACCGUUGUUUCGGGUCCGUCCGACAACGCUACGCCUCAGGCCCAUUCCAUUGACUAAUUCCCUUCGAUUUUACUCGGCUGCCAAAUCGGAUAAGAACGAUGUGGAGAAGCUUAAGCUGGAGACCAACCGCGGCGAAGAAGACAAGCUGGCCAAAGCUACCGGCGUCAUUGACAAGACCCACCUGGAAGUGGUGCUCUACUACGACCACAUCUACCCCUGGCUGAUCCUGACGCUGCGGAUUAAGCUGUAUUUACAGCUUUUGGUGUUCCCCUUCCGCAACCGGUUUAGCGACGAUAACCUCAAACAACGGAUCAAAGACAUCCUGGGACCUUUACCAGAGAAUCUGCUUCGUGAGUUUAUCCCCAUGAAGCGUGAUUGUGGCGCAUUCGUCAAGUUUGAGGUGCCUCCUAACCAGCGCCCAGGAGAGUUUAUUCUGGACGUCCAGCACCACGUCCAGCAGCACCUGGACGCCUACACGCGUUCGUUCGCUCACAAAGUGCUCAACUUAUUGUGGAACCACUUCCCCAAGGUAUAUGCUGUCCAGGGUACGCCCUGGAUCGAAGAUCUUCAUCGGUACCCCUCACGAGUGAUUCUGAUUAAGUUUGAGGGUGUCCCUUUGACCGAGGAAGAGAUGUACGUGUUAUUCCGUCGGUACGGCUCAAUCGUCGAUAUAAAGCCCGACGCCAGUGAUGCUAGAGUGAUAUUUGAGCUGGUACGCCUGGCGAUAUGUGCUAAGAAUUGUAUGACGGGGCUCGUGGUGGAUAACGGGUCUCUGGUAUUGCACAUUCAAUACGUUCCCGUGAAGAAAUCCAACUAUAUCGUCGAAUUUAUCAAUAACCACCAGCGGAUCUCUAUACCGAUCAUCAUUGCCCUCUUAGCCGGGGCGGCGACGCUUUUGUUUGACCCCAUCCGUAAAUUCUUCAUUGAAGCCAACAUUACUCAGAAAUACUCGCUUACUCGCUAUCGUGAUAACGCCGUGGUUAAAGCAAUGAUGAUCCCUGUCGACAAGAUCCGCCAGGCCAUCGAUACCCUGUAUGACUUUAUUGACGAUACUAUCAGUGGCUCGAGUAACAAGGACGAAAAGCUUGCUGGCGAUGCCCCACUGCCUGACGAUCUGACAAUGAUUUGGCUAGAGCGGUACGAAAAGGCUAAGGAGCUUAGACUAUGGAUCCAUGAGAAUGUGAAUACGUUCAUUAUAGUCCAGGGUCCAAAGGGGCUGGGUAAAGAGCUGUUUGUGGUUGAAGAUGCUCUUCAUCCUGACGAUACUAUAUCCAAGGAUGUGCUUGUCCUCGACUGUGAUGUAUUAUCUAAGACCAACGGCGACGCUGGCCUUCUUAAGCUGCUUGCCCAUCAAUUAGGUUACCGUCCCGUAUUCACCUGGACUAACACCGUGUCUCAAUUUAUUGACUUGGGUGUACAAGGGAUCACUGGUUCCAAGCUGGGUCUUUCUGAAACCAAAGAGAGUCAAGUGCGUCUGAUGUUUAACCUUACUACUGCUGCUCUCCGCUCGAUCGUUAACGACGACUACAAGGACUAUGUUCUGGCUGUUAACCGCCACAACCACCGGGUCAAGCCGGGUGAAGACCACAUCGAUGUGGUUAAAGAAGAUAUCUACUUGCAACAGCACCCCGAGGUGAAGCCGAUUGUUGUCAUCGACAAGUUUGUCCGUAAGACUGACGACUCGGGUAACGACUUCAUCUACUCGGAGAUUGCUAAGUGGGCAGCGUCGUUGAUCCAGGCCAACUUGGCUCACGUGAUUUUCACCACUAACGACGUGCUGUCGUCGCAAGUGCUUGCGGAAGCGUUGCCGGAUACCGUGUUUAAGACUACGACCUUGAAUGAUGCCCUGAUCCCCGUGGCUAGGGCCUACCUUAAGUCGCAAGUACAAGCCGAUGAUGCCGAGCUCGAUGCUUGUAUCGCUCCAUUGGGAGGGAGAAUGCUUGAUUUGCAAGCGUUUGUACGUCGUAAUAACCUGGGAGAACUGCCGACGCGAGCUAUCCACGAAAUGAUUAACCAGGCAGCCGAGCAGAUCCUGACCUUUUUCCUUAACAAGACUGACCCUGAUUGGAAUGCGGCUCAAGUAUGGGUAGUGGUGAAGGCUUUGGCUGAUAAUGAUGAGGUCAACUAUACUGAUUUAGCGAGUGACCCUGUAUUUUCGCUGGGCAAUACCGUUCAGACAUUGCUGGUGCUUGAACGCCAUGAUCUCAUCAGUUUGGACCGCAACUUAGGGGUGUUAUCCAAGGUCCGCAUGGGGAGACCGUUGUUUAAGGCGGCGUGCAAGCAGUUGGUCGAGGACCCGCUGGUGUACAAGAUAUACGAGACCGAUUACCUCAAACGACUCAUCAAGAUCGAAACCGACAAGAUGAAGACGUUUGAAGAUGAGUUGGCAAAGAUCUUUGAUACUGACGCUGAUAGACGGAAAACGUGGUUGCUGGAUAAGAUCAAUUCGGGAGCAGCCACCGUCUCUCAAUUGGAGACCGACGUGAAGAAUGUUGGCGUUCCUAAACAGAAUGAUAAGUCGUUCUGGAGCCUUAAAAAAUAG
Diutina rugosa is the source of this 2562-nucleotide messenger RNA. RefSeq lists its product as uncharacterized. The transcript has a single exon. Gene Ontology annotation, cellular component: mitochondrial inner membrane. Gene Ontology annotation, molecular function: nucleic acid binding. Lineage: Eukaryota; Fungi; Ascomycota; Pichiomycetes; Serinales; Debaryomycetaceae. The record is from RefSeq and is a predicted model, not a curated record. Bases 1 to 2562 code for a protein of 853 amino acids.